AUGCACGCCGACGCGGAGGAGGCGAAGGCCACCACCCUCGCCGCUCAAGGCGGCGACGGCGCGGGUUCCGUGCGACGGCCGUGGAAAAUGAGCAGCCGCGUUGUCGCGCGCAUCGAGGCGUCGCUGUCGCGCUUCACGUGGCGGAAGCCGCCGCCUUCUCCCACGGCCCCGUGCAAACCGCCCAGGUCGCCGAUAGCCGCGAGUGUCACCGCCGAUCCGCCAGCAUUUUCUCCGAAAUCGCCCAAUAUUGCGUCGAGGAGGUUCAAGCAGCGCGGCGCCGCGGAGUCGCAGAUUCAGUUCCGCGUCUCCCCGUCCCCGCGUUCCUCCGCCGCUCGCGUCUCUCCGGGACUUGAUUCCGCUGCCGCCCGCAAGCGCAAUGCCGCGCACGCCACACAGGAGGAGCCCGUCCUGGGUCGUGGGGCGUCCGCCGCUCGUCGCGGGCGGGCAGGCUUGAGCAUGGAUGAGGGGCAGCUGCGCGCAUGGCAGCUGCACGGUGCAGCAACGCCUUCAGACGCCGUUGACAAAGACAGUCUAGACAGGAAUGCCUCGAUCGCCAGGUGGAUCGACGGCACUGGUCGCGCCAUGACGUCAGCAUCUCGUAUAAGUCCUGUCAGCGUGAUUGGCGCGCAACAUGCGCAUAGCUUCCGCCGAUACAGCACGAUCUGCCAAGCGCGGGCGGAAAGCGGGAGCGCGGAGGCACGGAAUGGUGCGGGGAUCGGCGCGGAUGCGCGCGGGGGAAGAGAGGGGUUCGCGGCGGACGGGAUCAUUGUUCUGGCGGGCGGACUGAAGAGAGACGGCACCGUUCCAGAGUGGGUGGCGCGGCGCCUGGAUGCAGCGGCGGAGCUCUACUGCGCCAUGAACGGGGAGGAGGGGGAUGCCGCCAUAAACGGGGUCCAGGGGGGCGCCUCCGCCUCCGCCAGCGCGUGCCGCUGCCCCAUAGUGGUGCUGGGGGCGGGCACUCCGCACGUGCAGCCGGUGCUGAGUCAACACGGGCACAUGUGGCAUGAGAGCAGCGCGUGCGCUCAGUACCUCAUGGACAAGCACGGCAUUCCCUCCGCACACAUCUACAAGGAGUGGGCGUCGUACGACACCGUGGCAAAUGGCUUCUUCUCGCUCGUGUGGCAUGCAGUGCCGCGGCGCUGGCAGCGCCUGCUGGUGCUCACGUCCGCCUUCCACAUGCCGCGCUCCGCCCUCAUCUUCCACUGGAUCUUCUCCCUGCAUGGCUCGGCGCAUUCUCUUCCGCGCUCUCCUCACUCUCCUCCGCUGCUUUCACCAUCCUCCUCCUCCUCCUCCUCCUCCUCCUCCUCCUCCUCCUCCUCCUCCUCCUCCUCCUCCUCCUCCUCCUCCUCCUCCUCCUCCUCCUCCUCCUCCUCCUUCCUCCCCCUCUCCCCCUUGCGGCCACCACACGGCCAAUGGGAGGAGUACAUUCCCCCCUGGAGGGACCAUGGGGGAAGGGCGGACGGAAAAGAGGAGACUGUGGAGGGGGAAGGUGCAUUCAGGGGAGGGUGGUCUGCAGGACAGUGUGGGGGGAAGGCAGAGGGGAAUGGGGCUCCGUUGGGGGAUUCACCUGAUCAGGUGGUUUCUCAGGUGGCGUCACCUGGGGAUCCGUUGGAGCAGGGCUAUGAGAUUCGGUUCAUCAGUGCAUCGGAUGCCGGAAUCAACCCUGACAUGAUUCAGCCGAGCUUAGGCAAGGAGGCGGGCAGCAUUCGCCUGCUGCAGCAGUGCAUGGCAUGUCUGCAUCUUCUUCCUGCCUCGUCCUGUUCCCCACCACCACUCCCAACACUCCCUGCUCUGUAUCCCCCUCCCCUCUGGCAUUCGCCUGCUGCUGCUCUUCAUUGCAUCAGCCCGGCAAAGAAAGGAAGCGGACAGCAUUCGUCUGCUGCUGCCCUACAUUGCGCCCGGCAAAGCAAGGAAGCGGACAGCAUUCGCCUGCUGCUGCCCUACAUUGCUUCAGUGCGCUCCUUGCCAGCCUUCCACCACUACAUGCACACGGAGCACCGAGCAUACAACGUGCAGCACCAGGAAGAGUUUGGACGGGUGAAGAGUGCUGAGGAGGCGACGUUUGAUCCCAUCAAGCUGUGCUACUGA
Molecule: messenger RNA, 2088 nt
Organism: Closterium sp. NIES-65
Lineage: Eukaryota; Viridiplantae; Streptophyta; Zygnematophyceae; Desmidiales; Closteriaceae
Source: the annotation of a GenBank genome assembly